AUGGAGUGUAACGAUGGUGGUACUGAUUAUACGGCAACCGGACGUACUUCAAUGGUUCGUCUCAAAAAUCACAGCUACUGGAGGGGUAGUGUUUUAACUGGAAAUCAGGCGGUGAACUCGUGUAUAGCGUUAUGUGCUCUUAAAUUAACUCAAUGGUUGCACGAUUCAUCUAUCCAUAUGAACUUGGAGAUAAUUUCUGACCAAGAGGCAGGUACAAGAUGGAGCGAAAAGCAAGCGAAACAAAGGCAAGUAAUUCAACCUCAAUUUUCUGGUUUCAAAUAUGGUCGACAUUGGUCAGAUGAGAAGAUUGCAUUGCUGGGUGCAAUACAGUCUCUGUUUGAAGGUUCAAUGUAUACAUUUGUAUUUCUAUGGACACCUGCUCUGAGUCCAAAUGAUGAAGAUAUUCCCCAUGGUUUUAUUUUUGCAACUUUCAUGUUGGCUUCAAUGUUGGGAAGCUCAAUUGCGUCUCGUCUAUUAUCCCGCAACUCACCUAAAGUGGAGAGCUACAUGCAGAUUGUAUUCAUAAUUUCUUCUGCCUCCCUUCUGCUUCCAAUUCUGACCAGUUUCUUGGUCGCUCCAUCGAAGGUGAAAGGGGGUGGUAUCUCAUUUUCGGGUUGUCUCCAGCUUCUUGGCUUCUCUACAUUUGAGGCUUGUGUAGGGAUUUUCUGGCCAUCCAUUAUGAAGAUGAGAUCCCAAUACGUUCCCGAGGAGGCUAGAAGCACCAUCAUGAACUUCUUCCGCAUCCCCCUAAACAUGUUUGUUUGCAUUGUUCUAUAUAAUGUUGAUGCAUUCCCCAUCACUGUGAUGUUUGGUAUGUGCUCAAUCUUCCUCUUCGUGGCAUCCAUUUUACAGAGACGUCUCUCAGCAAUUGCAGACAAGCCAAAGACAGAAGAUUGGGCCAUGAUGAAGGAUAAGGAUGCCGAGGGUGAGCCACUAAAUGUCACGUGAUGUAAAUAUCUUCGGAUGGCAAAAACAUUUCAAGAUUUGUUAAUAACCACGCAUUUGUCAUCUGCAACACGGGUUUCAUCUAUAGACUAGAGCGCAAUUAAUUGACUGCUGCAAAAAUUACGACAAGAAUGAGUUGGUUACCUGCAAAGAAACAUACCAUGCAUAUACAAAUACUUUAUGUUUGUUUGUUUGUGUGUUGUUUAGACGGGGUGAAAUCAUAAAUAUUAGCACCUUAUAACCAAAGACGUGCUGUUAGGAUGGAUAUUCAUUGUUUUCUUUGUUAUUUUGGUAUAUUUUUCCAUGAUAUUAAAAAAAAAA
This is a messenger RNA of Olea europaea var. sylvestris, 1266 nucleotides long. Its product is annotated as molybdate-anion transporter-like. Gene Ontology annotation, cellular component: membrane. Bases 1 to 948 code for a protein of 315 amino acids. The transcript has 7 exons. Lineage: Eukaryota; Viridiplantae; Streptophyta; Magnoliopsida; Lamiales; Oleaceae. Gene Ontology annotation, biological process: molybdate ion transport. The record is from RefSeq and is a predicted model, not a curated record. Gene Ontology annotation, molecular function: molybdate ion transmembrane transporter activity.